Messenger RNA from Paraglomus brasilianum, 684 nucleotides. Lineage: Eukaryota; Fungi; Glomeromycota; Glomeromycetes; Paraglomerales; Paraglomeraceae. The record is from the annotation of a GenBank genome assembly.
AUGCACUCUUCUUUCCACCUCACUCUCUUCACCUUCUUCGCACUCUUUCUAUCUCUCACUCCGCUGGCAUAUUCUGACAAAUACGUCAUAACCUCUCCGACGACAACGACAGAUUGGGUUGUUGGAACCACUGUUCAAAUCCAAUGGAACUUUAAUUCCACCGACCCUAAUGACAACAAUCGUACUUUAAAGUUGGAGCUACACCAGAAAACCGGGGCAUUGACGGACAAGUUAAUGGCUACGAUUUCCACUAGUGUGAAGACGGUGGACAAGAAUGUUAGUUGGAUUGUGACCAGUGGAUUGACAACUGCGAAUAAUUAUUACGUGCACUUGGAGAAAAAUCCCGAAAAUAUAGCAGAUUUGUUUCCCGAUAAGUCGGACAGUCCUGUAUUCCGGGUUCUUGAACAAAAUGCGACUACUACUGCAGCGACUCCAACUUCAACUCCGUCUUCGACCGGGCCUAGCUCAACUACUACAUUGCUCGUUGUGGCCACUGGAACACCAUCUUGUGAUCAUGUUGCUCAAGUUUGUAAUGAUUCAGGAAGAGCGUUUAUCAAUACCACUGAGAGAUGUGUGUGUGGUGUUCUCCUGCGCGGCGCCGGGUCAUCAUUGACCGCGGGAGUAACUGCAAUAAUGAUAAUAACCACGAUAACUAGUGCUAUUACCGCAUCUAUCUUCACGUGA